AUGAAGCAGCAACAACCACUCGGGUGUGUUGCAGCAGGGGCCUGGGGCCCCACCUCGGGGUCUCCAGCAGCAGCAGAAGCAGCUGCUGCUGCAGCAGGGGCAGCAGCAGCAACAGCAUCUGCUGCUGGCGAUAUGGACGUGUCUGCUGAGUUGAGGAAGUGUCUUGCUUCCUUCCGGCAUCUGAAGCAGCUGCUUCUCUCUUCUGCUACGAGUCCUCUGCUGCUGCAGCAGCUGCUGCAGCAGCAGCCGCUGCAGCAGCGAAUUGUUGCUCUCCAAUCUUCUUUUCUCUCAUCUGUGGAUAGAGCGCUGCCUCCUUCUGUUUCUGCUGCAACAUGUAAAUCUCUGCAGCUGCUGCAGCAGCAGUGGUCGGAUGCAGUUCGCGCUUCUGUUGCCUGCCCUGAAGGCAGCAGCAGCAGCAGCAGCAGCAGCAGCAACAACAGCAGCAGCAGCAGCAGCAGCAUUCCGUGUUCUUGCUGCUCUGUUCCAUCUGAGGCGGUGCUAUCAACAGCAGCAGCAGCAGCAGCAGCAUUCCGUGUUCUUGCUGCUCUGUUCCAUCUGAGGCGGUGCUAUACGAGCUGCUGUCUGCUUAUGUGCUGCGGCACCACAGCGGCAGCAGCAACCACCAGCAGCAGCAGCAGCAGCAACAGCAGCGGCCCCACGCUGCAGCAAGUCUGCAGGGAUUUUGCUUCUAUGCUGCUGCAGCAGCAGCAGCUCGAGGCCAGGCUUCUCCAGCUGUACACGCAGCUCAACGAGCAGCCGGACCCCACAACUUGCUUGUUCAGGCAGCAGCAGCAGAGUGCACAGAGCAGCAACAGCAACAACACCAGCAGCAGCAGCAGCAACAGCAACAACACCAGCAGCAGCAGAAACAGCGCAGCAGCAGCAGCAAAUGCUGCUGCUGCCUAUGAGCUUCACGAGCUGAUGCAGCUGAGGGAGACGCUGCAGCUGCAGGAUGCGGUGGUGCUUUGCCUGGCUGCAGCAGGCCGUGCUGCUCGUGCCCUAAGCAGCAGCAACAGCAGCAACAGCAGCAGCAGCAGCAGCAGCCAGCAGCAGCAGCAGCAGCAGCAGUUGCUGCAGCUGCUGCGGCAGGCGCAGCAGCUGGGGGGUUCUUGUGCUGUUGCUGCUGUCUGCGGCAUGCCGCUGCAGCAGAUCCUAGACAUCUGCAGCAGCAGCAGCAACAGCAGCAACAGCAGCAGCAGCAGCAGCAGCAGGGCUGCACUUCUUGCAUUUGUUGAGGGGCCACGCUUUGCUUCUCUGCAUCGAGACGUGAUGAGCAGCAGCCUGCAGGGUCUCCGCGAGGCGCUGCAGCAGCAGCAGCAGCAGCAGCAGAACGGUGCAGCAGACGCAGCAGCAUUUUCACAAGGCGGUGAGGUGUAUGAGGACCUCCUCUACAGCUGCUACAUCGAUCACCCCACAGCAGCACCGUUGCUGCUGGCUGCUCAUGCUGCUGUUCUUGCUGGCUAUAAGAAGCUGCGUAGCAGCAGCAGCAGCAGCAGCAGCAGCAACAGCAACCUGACAGAUGAAGAGAUUGAUUUAUUCGUUUCUCAGGCGGCGGAGUUCGUGAUGCCUCUGUUGCCGCACGCGCUGCAGCAGCAACUGCUGCAGCACGAGCUGCUGCAGCAGCAGCAGCAGCAACAGCAGCAAGACCCUGUGCAGCAGGAGUUCGCCACUCAGCUGCUGCUGCUGCUGGAUGUAUGUCUUGCUGUUUUCCCCCUAAAGGACCUGCAGUGCCACGAGCUGUCUGUACACUCCGCAUGCGAGCUGCUCGCGCUGCUGCCGAAGCAGCGACGCCGCCUCUUCUCUCUGCUGCAGCAGGGGGGACUUACCUUGCUGCAGCAGCAGCAGCAGCAGCAGCAGCUGCACGAUGAAGGCUGCAGCAGCGGGCUCCUGCGGCUGUUGAGGGCGUACAUCUCUUUGUUUCCUUACGGGGCUCACCUCACGCUGCAGCUGCUCACAGCAAUUCUGCCGCAGCCGCAGCAAGAGCAGCAGCAGCAGCAGCAGCAGCAGCAGCAGCAAGAGGGGGGUGAGGAACAGGACUGUGAUAUUAUUGACAUGGGCUCUCCUCUGCAGUUCCUGCUGCUGCUGGCGCAGCCUCUGAGCUCUAUUUUGCUGCCUCCAGUUGACGGCUUGGUCUUCGCUGCGAGCAGCAGCAGCGACGAGCAGCAGCAGCAGCAGCAGCAGCAGCAGCAGCAGCAGCAGCGCGGUCUCUCGAGCAACCUUACAGCGGCAGCAGGGGCUUCAUAUAUUGCUGCGGCUCCCAUCCCGAUUGAACCGUGUCUGGCUUUGCUGCUGCAGCUGGAUGCACAGCAGCAGAACCCGCAGCAGCAGCUGCUGCAGCAGCAGCAGCAGCAGCAGCAAAUCGGGUUUGAUGCUGCUGCAGCAAAUGGAGGCGUCAUGUGCUGGUCUUUCAUAUCGUCAGGCUCAAGGGGGGAGGCCGUGCAGCUGCCGUUGUGGCGCUUUGUGCAGACAGCAGCAGCAACAGAAGCAGCACUGCAGCAGCAGCAGCAGCAGCAGCAGCAGCAGCAGAAGGAAGACGACGAAGACAAUGUAGAGCAACAAGGGACUGACCCGUGGAUGACUCCUACUGCGCGGCCACAACUGCAGCAGCAGCAGCAGCAGCAACAGCAGCAGCAGCAGCAGCAGGCCUUCUGGUGUCUACAGAUCGACGGUUGCAGGCUCGAGCCUGUGAGUCUACGCCAUCCAGUGUGCAGCAGCAGCAGCAGCAGCAGCAGCGGCAGCUGCAGCAGCAGCUGCUGCACAGACAGUAGCAGCAGCACGUACACAGUGCGGUGGUCUCUGGCUCCGAGCAGCAGCAGCAGCAGCAGCAGCAGCAGCACUCGCCGUCGCUUCUCUCUAUUGAAGGCUGCUUGGCUGCUGAUGGAUUUGGGGCUGCAGCAGCAAACGCACGAUGCAUGCAGCCCCCCGCUGCCCCCUGCUGCAUUCAAGUCAUGUUUGCUGCCGUGCUAUGUGGCGGACGUUGACAGGUGUCUUCUCUUCCUGCAGCAGCAGCAGCAGCAGCAGCAGCAGCAGCAGCAGUACGGGCAGCAGCAGCGCGUGGCCUGCAAGUGCCUAGUCGAGCUGCCGCUGCAGCACCACGAGCUGCUGUUGGCUCCUGAGCUCUUGCAUUCUGGUUGGCGUCUGCUGCAGUUUUGCUGCGCCCCGCAACAGCAGCAGCAGCAGCAGCAGCCUCGGGGCGUUCUCCCGCUGCAGCAGCUGCUGCAGGCGCUUGCAGCAGCAGUACAAGAAGAAAGAGAUAUAAGAACGUUCACAGUACUAAGAAGCACCCUGCUGUUUUUGCUGCAGCUGCUGCUGUCGGUACCUCCUGCUGCAUGGACAGUCCCCUGGCAGCAGCAGGGGUUGCUAGCAGCAGCAGCAGCAGCAGAAGGCCUCGAGCAGCUGCAGCACAGCAGACGUCGCCACAGCAGCAGGAGUGCAGCAGCCCAUGGAGGAAGCAGCUGCGGGGGUGCUGCUGCUUCUGUUGCGUCCCUUGCGUAUGUGUAUUUGCUGCCGCAGCUGCAGCAGCAGCAGCAGCAGCAGCAGGAUGCCUCCGACGCACAGCUGGAAGCAGCAGCGCAGCAGCAAGCACUGGCAACGGCGAUGCUGCUGCUGUUCGUGAUGCUGCUGUGCGGGGGUCUCAUAGACAGCUCGAGGUAA
Eimeria mitis is the source of this 3654-nucleotide messenger RNA. RefSeq names its product nucleoporin FG repeat-containing protein, putative. Gene Ontology annotation, cellular component: nucleolus; nucleoplasm. NCBI's taxonomy places the organism in Eukaryota, Apicomplexa, Conoidasida, Eucoccidiorida, Eimeriidae. The record is from RefSeq and is a predicted model, not a curated record.